Molecule: messenger RNA, 1501 nt
Organism: Acaulospora morrowiae
Lineage: Eukaryota; Fungi; Glomeromycota; Glomeromycetes; Diversisporales; Acaulosporaceae
Source: the annotation of a GenBank genome assembly
AUGUUGUCACUUUAUAUGACAUAUGGCGGGACAAAUUGGGGGACCUUAGGCGACACUGACGGUUACACUUCUUACGACUACUCGGCGUGUAUCCGAGAGUAUGGAUACAUUUCAUCGCGCCUCCGCAAAUUACGCCUUGGAAUAUUGUUUGCACGCAGCUUUUUCGACUCGUUCGCUAAAACGGAACGCGUCAAGAAUCCAAAUGUCACCGCUUCGAUCAAUAACGUAAUCAACUGUCAGAGGCGGUCAGUUGUGAAUCCGGACAAUCGAAAAAAUGGGGUGUUAUUUACAUUCAUAAGAAAUUUCAGUGAACAAAAGCAUCCGAUAUUCCAACUUUAUGUAGAAUAUCAAGAAGAUGAUGAUGGAAAAGUGAUCGACAAAGGGUGCGAGAUUUGGAUAGUGCCAGUAAACAAUGUCGGUGAAAUGGCAUUUCAAGGAGCGAUUUCAGUAGAUGGAAAUCUCGGUUAUUCCAUUAGAAAGGUUGGGCAGGCAAUUCACAUUUUGUCAUUUAAUGGCGUUGGAGGGUAUGCAAGAAUUCGAAGUGCAGAAACAACAAAGGAUCUGUACGUCUUGGCAUUGCACAAGGAAUUCCUUGGUACACUCCACGCAAUGUUUGAUGAACCUCAUUGGGCACAAUCGGACAAUCGAACUGUCUUUCUUCCUCAUUCACCAACAAUUGUCACAUGGGGAACACAAAAUGUUUACUACAACAAUCUAAACGCAACCAUAGAGACAGAACAUGGCGAUCAAGAACACGAAAUAACAAUACUAUCAUCAAAACCACCCGCCGAUCAUGUUCGCCAACAAAUUCAUCAGACUUAUCCACUUCCGUUUGUCUGCAAGAAACAGCUUACGGCGGGCGAAAAAACCUCCGAGGUACACCUCGCUCCCAAAUUGUAUAAUUGGCGUACACGCGUCACCUACUUUCCGGAAUUGAGCUGGAGACCAAUAGAAUUGAAGAAUGGUGGGGCACUCGAGAAUUAUUAUGUAUCCGGUCAUGUGCUGUACCUUGGAGAAUUUCCAUGCAAAUAUAUAGCGGAAAAUGUAUGGCUUCACGUUAACAUGAGACACCGAUGUACAAUUUUUGUCAAUGGUCAAUUUGUGGGUGGGCACACAACAUUUUCAAGACAAUUUUUCUUUCCGGGAACGAAAACUGGGCCAGAGAUAUUUACUUCGCUAGGCGCGGAAAAGUAUGAUAUCACUCGAUACUUAAAUCUACCAGGAAGCCAAGAAAAGAAUUCGAUCAUAGUUUUUGUAGACAGCUGGGGAUUAAGUAGACAAUCUGUAGUAUUUUGCGAUGCAACAAACCCCAGAGGAAUAAUUUCGGCUAGCAUCAAAGGGUUAGAGCCAGAGACACGUGUGAGAUGGAGUAUUUGCGGGGUGGAUGUACGUAAAUUGGACAUUCCUUAUACAUCCACUGGUAUACCUGAUGAAAAUAAACAAACGGAUUGGAUCGAUCACAAUUCAGGUAUAGGAUCACACGGAGUACUACCCAGCGAUG